AUGCCGUCGAGAACAGCAGUGCCACCGGAUCAUCCCGAGCCGCCUCUCACGCAGCAUCAACGUCUGGUGCUCGAGCAGUUGCCUUUCAAAACCCUCCGGUCUUUUCAUGACUGGCUGGACAGCGUGUACGUGCGCGGGUCGUGGGAGGAGUUUCUGACCGACUUCCUCGUCCACAACCCCAUGGCCCCGGAGCCAGACAAGGCGCGCGUCGCCUCGCUGGCCAUAGCUGCCGUCUCGUCUCGCAACCCGCGGUACACGCUGUACCACCCGAAGAAGAAGAGCUGGGCCGUCGAGGACCACCACAUCCGCUUCAUCGUCACCGUCAUCAUGGACAACAGGAGGCUGUGGGACGACGCCAUGCUGGCCGAGCAGGGCGAGCCCAUUGCCAGAGCCGUCUACGAGGUCCUCAGCUACUACCGCGCCAGCGUGCCCAGGCGCUGUGCCUCUCCUCGCCGCUGCGACUAA
Lasiosphaeria miniovina is the source of this 465-nucleotide messenger RNA. RefSeq lists its product as uncharacterized. NCBI's taxonomy places the organism in Eukaryota, Fungi, Ascomycota, Sordariomycetes, Sordariales, Lasiosphaeriaceae. The record is from RefSeq and is a predicted model, not a curated record. The coding region runs from base 1 to 465 and encodes 154 amino acids. The transcript has 3 exons.